GGCUCGUGACCGCCAGCGGCCGGGGGAACCAGUUCCCAGACAGCUUCGGAGAGAUGGCAGGCGGCGGGGACCGGUGCGUCGUGGGCACCCUACACCUGCUGCUGCUGGUGGCUGCCCUUCCCCGGGCGGCCUGGGGGGUCAGUCCAGGCGCCGUAGCCUGGACCCAGGAGAAGAAUUAUCACCGACCAGCCACUUUGAAUUCCUCAUCUCUUCGGCGCGUGGCAGAAGGCACCAAUAUUUCUGAAAUGUGGCAAAAUGACUUACGACCCUUGCUGAUAGAGCGCUACCCGGGAUCCCGAGGAAGCUACGCUGCUCGCCAGCACAUCAUGCAGAGAAUUCAGAGACUUCAAGCUGACUGGGUCUUGGAAGUGGACACCUUCUUGAGUUGGACACCCUAUGGAUACCGGUCUUUCUCAAAUAUCAUCAGCACCCUCAACCCCACUGCUAAACGUCACCUGGUCCUCGCCUGUCACUAUGACUCCAAAUAUUUUCCCGAAUGGAACAACAGGGUGUUUGUGGGAGCUACUGAUUCAGCCGUGCCAUGUGCCAUGAUGUUGGAACUUGCCCGUGCCUUAGACAAGCAACUCCUUUCCUUGAAGAGGAUUCCAAACUCCCAGCCAGAUCUUUCACUCCAGCUGAUUUUCUUUGAUGGGGAAGAGGCUUUUCUUCACUGGUCUCCUCAAGAUUCUCUGUACGGGUCUCAGCACUUAGCUCGGAAGAUGGCAUCGACCCCACACCCACCUGGAGCAACAGACACCAACCAGUUGCAUGGCAUGGAUUUGUUGGUCUUGCUGGAUUUAAUUGGAGCUCCAAACCCAACAUUUCCCAAUUUUUUUCCAAAUACUGCCAGAUGGUUUGAUAGACUUCGAGCAAUUGAACAUGAACUUCAUGAAUUAGGUUUGCUUAAGGAUCACUCUUAUGAGAGGCCGUAUUUCCACAGCAAUGGUUAUGGAAAUGUGAUCCAGGACGACCAUAUUCCAUUUUUAAACAAAGGCGUUCCAGUUUUGCAUCUGAUAUCGUCUCCUUUCCCUGAAGUCUGGCACACCAUGGAUGACAAUGAAGAAAAUUUGGACGAAACCACCAUCGACAAUCUAAACAAGAUCAUACAAGUCUUUGUGUUAGAAUAUCUUCAUUUGGUGCCGGCCCGGUGGCGCAGAGGUUAAGUUCGCACAUUCCGCUUCUCUGUGGCCUGGGGUUCACCAGUUCAGAUCCCGGGUGUGGACAUGGC
Molecule: messenger RNA, 1228 nt
Organism: Equus quagga
Lineage: Eukaryota; Metazoa; Chordata; Mammalia; Perissodactyla; Equidae
Gene: QPCT
Product: glutaminyl-peptide cyclotransferase
Exons: 7
Coding region: 54-1163 (369 amino acids)
Molecular function (GO): zinc ion binding; glutaminyl-peptide cyclotransferase activity
Source: RefSeq, a predicted model, not a curated record